This is a messenger RNA of Auanema sp. JU1783, 885 nucleotides long. The record is from the annotation of a GenBank genome assembly. NCBI's taxonomy places the organism in Eukaryota, Metazoa, Nematoda, Chromadorea, Rhabditida, Rhabditidae.
AUGAGUUCUCGAGCAUCUCCACAAUCAGCAAGAUCUGAAGAGUACACGAAAGAUGAAAACACUGCUCGCAAUGACAACGAUACGUUUAUUGAAAACGAACAUGUCCUGACCCUUGAAAGUGCCGACGUAAUGAAAAAUCUGGUGAAGACUCCUUCUGUUUCUGGAGUGACAGUUGAGAGUUCAAUCACCAUACCAGUACCUGAUGAGCAGGAUUUUGUCAGACUUUUUCCAUUGGGGAGAAAGAAACAAACAAUCCGGUUGAAGUUGAGAGAGCUGAAUUUGAACAAAAUGCUGAAGUUCGAAGAACAUCAGCUGCUGAAACAGAUAUACAAUCACAUUGUCAGCUUUGGAUUGAGAGAGGAAAGAUCGAAAGAGGUUUAUUUGAAUACAAAGUUAAGGCGAACAGCAUCGCAAACAUUAAAUGCAGCGUCAAGGGCCCUCCUAUGGAUGUUUCGAACAAAGAAUGAAAAAAUACAACAAAUAAACUCAGUUUCUGAUAUCUGCUUGUCAAGUUUAUUGAAGAGUAUAAAUGACUUCUAUUUUAUACAUUUGAAGCUUUACAAGCAUGGCACUAUUGUUCACUUACUAAGGCAUAUAAUUGACUUCGUACUGUUGAUUUCCGAAAUAGAUCCACUUUCCACUAACCUACCACAAUGGCGGGAACAGGAGGCUAUGAUUAUAGGAAGCGGCAUGAUGAGAUAUGGUAGAUGUGUGCCUGAAUAUAAGCAACUUGUCAACUCUUUUGAGCCUUUAAAAAAAUGGUUAACAGAGCAAUUUGAAACAGAUAGGCAGUGUAUAUCAUCGGACCCUGUAUUGUUCAAGCAGAUAGGAGUGGCAAUAAAUUUAUUCAUCGUUCUGGAAAAUGGACAAAGAGCUGAAGACUGA